AUGAGUCAGUUCCUGGGUCGGCAGGACUGUAUCGACAGCCUCCGAAAAGACCUGGUGGACCUUCAAGGGGCGAUUCUGGACGUGUUUUCAAGAACCGGACCCGUCAGAUUUUCUUCCUGGAAGUUCCCCGACAAAUUCUCCUGUAGUCUGGAUAUGGUGGCUUUGCUUGAGCAGUACGACUUCGUGGAUGGGGAGGAUGCCUUUAAUCAGCACUCCCACAUCGUUUUAUUGGAGUUGGUGAUUGACAGACUGCUGCUUCUUCUGCAAAGCUUUAAUGCUUAUGUUGAGCAACUACGAGGCAGGAGAGGGCAGACCCAGCAUAAAGGAUGCCUGUCUGUUGGACUUGUGGUCAGAAGCUAUUGGAGUAAUCUAGUUCAAUUUACCACCACUAAGGCAUGCAGCUACACUAAGAAACAUACAACAACAAAGACCUUUAACUAUGAUGAGACAAAGACAGUUUCACCCAUUUCCUCCCAAAUAGGCUCAAGGUCUGACUCCUGCAGACACAGUUUAUCUGCCAGGUCUUCAGCCAGCACAUUUACGUUUUCCACACAGAAUCACAUACCCUCCAGUUCCACUCACAGCACCCAUAACUUUCCUAGAGGCGACAGCCACAACGUAGGCUGCCAGACAAUUGAAUCAUGCCUCAUUCCCUGCAAUGCAUGUCAUCAGGUGCAGUCCCUUUUGAGGAAGACAGGAGACGCUUUGGUAGAUCUGUUUCAGAGUGAGGGCCUCCCUUCGUCUCUGCAGCCUCUCUCAGCAGCUAUGGAGGACACUGUGGAGCUGGGCCACAUGACAGCAGGUGAUGUUGCUCAGUGGGCCAAUGAGCAGCUCAGGGACAUGCGCCGGCUGGCAAAACACCUUCAAGAUGUGCGGGGUACAGUGCAGCCUCUUAAAGAUCGACUUGCAGCAGCAGAAACAGAGCGGGAGAGGUACAGGUGCCAGCUGGACAGAGCACAGAAAGAGUUCAAGGAAAAAGUGGAAAGACACCAACAAGACAUGGUCCAGCUGGAGUUUUCACUGCGGAAAGCACAGAGAUCCAUGAAAGAAACAGAGCAAAGGCUACAAAAGGAGCAGCAACAACUUAAGAGAGAAACUUUGUCAUUGGAGGAGAGAAAUUCCAAACUCCAGGAAAAAGUUGCAUUACAGCAAGAUACUUUUCAAGCACUCGAAUGUGAGAAGAAUGAGCUGCAGGAGAAAGUGAAGACCUUGCAAACAGAGGAAGAGGCCUGUUGUAAACUAGGGCAAAGGAUCAAGCAGCUAGAGGGUGAAAUCACUGACACUCAGCUCCUUCUUGACAAGGAGAGCGCCAAGUACCAGAGCGCUUGCCGUCAACAGGAGUCAAUGCAGGCAAAGCAGAAAUCUUUGCUGGAGAGAGUUGAUGCCCUGGAUGAAGAGUGUGAAGAGCUGCAGAGGCAACUGGAAGAUAGAGAGGAGAGACAGAUCAACCUACACAAUCAGCUGCAACAGGUGUCAAAGGAAAAGGAAGAGCUGCAGGCUCAGCUCACUCAGCAGCAGGACUUGUGUUUCCAGCUCCAAAAGGAGAAGCAGAAGUUAGAAAUAGAUGCUGACCAGCUAAAAAGCUGUGUGGCUGAGCUGCAAGAAUCUGUGAAAGCUUUAAGGGAGAGGGAGAGGCUGCUGGUGGCUUUCCCUGAGCUCACCCCCCUGGCUCAGACCCAACCACAGAGUACAGGAAAUGUGCUUCUGGAUAUGGAGCAGCAACUGCAGGCAAAUAGCAUUCGUAUAAAAGUUCUGGAGCAGGAAAAUGCUACCCUGCACAGGAGUCUGGAGAAACUGGGGGAAAGAGCGCGACAUAAUGCCACCAGGGCAGAGCAGCAGUGCAGCACGGCUGGGAUACAGUAACAAAGAAAAGGAACCAAGUGGAGGAGAAAGUGGUCUGGAGUCGGCCGGGUCAGAGGAUCGUGUGUCUGCCUCCCCCUCGUACCUGCAAAUUCGC
Molecule: messenger RNA, 1957 nt
Organism: Stegastes partitus (bicolor damselfish)
Lineage: Eukaryota; Metazoa; Chordata; Actinopteri; Pomacentridae
Gene: ccdc157
Product: coiled-coil domain containing 157
Exons: 9
Coding region: 1-1863 (620 amino acids)
Source: RefSeq, a predicted model, not a curated record